AUGCCGCUAUCGAACACUUCAAUAGCAGUGUUGAGGCAACAAAUGGAUGAUAGUAAUCAUGAGUUGGUUAAUAUGUUAACUAAUCAAAUGGGUACAGUUUUUAAUCCUGUGAUACAGGAAUCUGCUGAAACAAAUAGGCAAGUGGCUAAUCAAUUGACACACUUGUGUAACUUCCUGGGGGCACCGGCUCGACAGAUGGCACAAGUGGUCAGGCAAACCAUUCCUGUUCAAGUGGAGUUACGGGCAGCAGAAGAUGAGACAGUCCAUGAGGGACAAAUCCUUAGACCCCAACAAAAUCAAGGCGUUGAAUCGGGAGUAGCAGGACGUAACCAGAUGGUGUUGGUUAACCAACAUCGGGAUACUGAUCAAAUUUCCGAUCAACAUCAACAAGAAGACUUAGAAGUAGAAAAUAAUUUGACAACUAUUGUCGAAAGGAUUAUGGCUAGGAAUGGUAUGAGUUCCACCUUACAAAGGCCACUAUAUGCUUCCCCAUUGGCUGAAUUUAUUCUCCAAAUCGAGGCACCUAGAGGAAUGAAAGUUCCUAAAUACACUAAGUUUGGGGGAGAAUCUGGUGAGUCGACAAUAGAACAUAUUGCCAGAUAUUUAACAGAGUCAGAAGAUUUGGCUCAUAAUGAGUGUUUGAGAGUAAUAAACUUUCCUUCCUCUUUGACCAAGGCUGCCUUCACAUGGUUCACUUCUUUGGCUCCAAGUUCAAUUGAUUCAUGGGCCAAGUUAGAAAAGAAGUUCCAUGAACAGUUUUAUGAAGGACACUCCAAAAUCAGUUUGGCAAAAUUGUCUAGCAUUAAGAGAAGGUUUGUUGAGAGUAUUGACGAGUAUCUGAAUAGAUUUAGAUCAUUAAAGGCCAGAGUUCGACAUCUCGAACGGCUGAGGUUAGAAAAGGUUAGACACAGUAAGGCUAAGAAGGAAAAAGUAGCGUCCGUCGACUAUGAUGCGACAGAUCCAAUCUAUGAGGUUGAUUAUGCCUCAUUGACCAAAUUAGAAAUUGACGUGGUUGAGUUAAAGCCAGUAUCUGCUUAUGAGUGUCGGUUAUUACUUCCUGCACAAGGGAAAAAUCCUGUCGAAAAUAAUCUAAAAUUCCCUCUAAAAACUUAUACAUUUGAUGUGACAAAGGAUCUGGUUCAGAAAGCAAUUGAAGAAGGCAGACUGAAAUUUGCUGGCCGCAAAAUGAAGAUCGACGCUGACCCUCUCCACUAG
Molecule: messenger RNA, 1215 nt
Organism: Lathyrus oleraceus (garden pea)
Lineage: Eukaryota; Viridiplantae; Streptophyta; Magnoliopsida; Fabales; Fabaceae
Exons: 3
Coding region: 1-1215 (404 amino acids)
Source: RefSeq, a predicted model, not a curated record